Molecule: messenger RNA, 881 nt
Organism: Trifolium pratense (red clover)
Lineage: Eukaryota; Viridiplantae; Streptophyta; Magnoliopsida; Fabales; Fabaceae
Exons: 2
Coding region: 1-834 (277 amino acids)
Source: RefSeq, a predicted model, not a curated record
AUGAGUCGUUUGGAUAGAUUUUUGCUUUAUGGGGAUUGGUGUUUAUCAUGGCCUAACUAUACUCAAGUAGCUAGAAUGAGAGGGCUAUCAGAUCAUUGUCCCUUGGUGCUGGCAGCGAAUGAGGAGGAUUGGGGACCCCGCCCCUCGAGGAUGUUGAAAUGCUGGAGAGAUGUCCCUGGAUACAAAGUGUUUGUGCGCGACAAGUGGAAUUCUUUUCAGUUUGAAGGUUGGGGAGGUUUUGUACUUAAAGAGAAAUUUAAAGGGAUUAAGACAGCCUUGAAAGAAUGGCAUACAACACACACCCGAAAUUUGCCUAGUCGGAUUGAGGCCUUGAAGGUUCCUUUGAAGGUUUCCAUCUGUGCCUGGAGACUCUUACGGGACAGGUUACCUACCAAAGCGAACCUGGUUACUCGAGGGAUUUUAUCUGAGGCGAACCAUCAUUGUGUUUCUGGUUGCGGAGAGAUCGAGACAGCUCAACAUUUGUUCCUUUCAUGCAGUACUUUCGGUGCCCUUUGGCCCCUUGUUAGUUCCUGGAUUGGCUCUCCUUUGGUGAUUGCUCAGACUCCUUCAGAUCAUUUUGUCCAGUUUUCAGAUUCAGCAGGUGGUCUCCGAGCACGACGUUCUUUCUUGCAGCUCAUUUGGCUUGCUGUAGUGUGGGUUGUGUGGACCGAGAGAAACCAUAGAUUGUUCAGAGGUUCAGGAAAUUCAGUGCAUCAUAUGUUGGACAAGAUCAAGACUUUUUCCUACCGGUGGUUGAAAGCGACGAGUGCUAAUCUAGCUUUGAACUGCCAUAGUUGGUGGUCUAGUCCUAUGCUUUGUUUGAGCCUUGUUUAGUCUCUUUUGGUUCUUGUAUUUUUGGCUCUUUGUAACCUUACUUAGUC